CGGGCCUGGGCCCGGCGCGGCCCGUGAGGCGCGGCCGGAGCGGGGGACGCGCAGAGUUUGUUAUGUGGGAAAUAUGGAGAAUAAACAAUUGGAAGAGAUGGAAGUGAAGCAGGUAUAAACAACAACUGUCACUGGGUGUUGAGUGAGAAUGGAUUCUGGAACAGAGUAAAAUGCAAGCAGAACUGGACUGGCAGCAGCUCUGUGAGAAUGCUGGAAGUAAACGGUAUCAGAAACCAGAGGAUCUAACACAAAUCCUGUCUUCAGCAGGAGAGCAGAUUAAAGCUGAUCUACAGACAACCAACUACAGGCUGCCUGAAGUGAAGACUGUUCUUUCUGCUUUGAGUGUUGAGAGGGAACAGACAAUACAAGCAUCGUUCAAUCAUGGUAUUUUACCUGAAGAGGACAAACAGAUACUUCAGUAUGAAGCUAAAAGUUCGCUGAGCAGAGAUAUUUCUAUCUUGAAAAUAAAAAAGCUGCAGAAGGAGAAUGCCAACCUUCGGGGUGCUAUUGCACAAAUGAGGAAAGAAAUGGAGAGUCUCAAUGAGCAGAUGUCCUCUCUUCCUCUGACAGAAAACAGGCAGCUUGCAGAGCAAGGUUCACUGUGUACAAACAAAAUUUCAACUGGAAUCACUUCAAGCAGUAUCCAAGUCAGCUCAACUAACUUGGAUUGUGUAGCAAACCCAGACACAGAAAAGGGACGAAACCCCAAAAUUCUUGAAGAAAAGACAGUAAGUCUUGGUCAACAGUUACCAGAAGUAGAUCCUGGUGUUGGUCUUCAAUAUGGUGUCAGCUGCACUCUACAAGGAAUGCAAAAUAAACUGAAGGAAGCAGCAAGAAAAAUCUCAGUUCUAAGCCAAGAGAAGCAGCAGCUGAUUGAAAUGGGAAACAGACUCAGGGCAGAACUUGGAAUGUUAUUAAAGGAAGGACUUUCGCAUCCUGUUACUGAUAAGUGCUGCACAGUUUGUAUUUCCUCUGGUAGUCUUUUUCCAAGAGAGCUUGUCAAAAGAACACGGUGUCAACUAUCAGCUUUAAAGCAUCUACAGCACAGGCUUACAAAACAGAAGCUGCAGUAUGCAAAGCAACAGCGUCCCUCAAGGAUAUCUUCUCUGACUGCCUGCCGUAGCUUAAAGGAAGAUGAAGCUCCAAACAGCUGUGGGGAAGACACAGAAUUACCAUCCACUGAGGUUCAGCUAGAUUUCUCUAUUGAAAAUCAUGGCCCAGAGCAACGGAAGGCAAAUUCAUCCUCAAAGUUUGUUCUAAAUCAGCUACUCAGGCAGAAUCCUAGUCCAGUCCAGCAGGUCCAGCUUUCUUCUUCUAGAGCACAUAAUUUCUGCCAAGAUAUUUGGCAAACUUUAGAAAUGGAAUCAAGCCCUUCUAUUCUUGUUCCUCAAAAGAACACAGGACAAGUGGAGUUUGAAGUUACAUAUUCAACUGAGCAAUCUGAAGAAUCUCAGCAAAAUAUCAAAGCCAAGGAUAAACUUGAAAUGCCAGCUGCAGAUUUGACAGUCAGAGGAAUCAGUCUGGAAGUUCAGCAGAAGUUAAAAUCCAGGAAUUUAUCCUGUGCUUAUCCUAUAAAACAAAAAGUCUCUUCUAACAAGGCAAAAAUCCGCAACUAUAAUAUUAAAGACUGAUUUCUUGGUGGGCAGCAAGUUCCAGGUCCAGACUUGAAAUUAUCUUACUUUGAAAUCUAUAAAUCAGAUCUAAAUCACCUCCCAGGAUGGUAGCACCUGGAUGAAGGCACCAUCCCUUAAGAUGUUAAAAAAAGGGGUUGACAUGGUGUUUCAUAAGAAGGUCUAGUGGUUAGGGCUUGUAGGGUGGAUUGUUGGACUUGAUGAUCUGAAAGGUCUUUUCCAACCUUGAUAUUCUAUGAUUCUAUGAAGUACCAGCUUCAUUUUUGUGUGUUAAGUUGGGACAUUUACAGCCAGAAGAGAGAAUGAAUACCCUAUUUCACACUGUGAACCCUAAAAUAAAGGGUUAAUCUGCGUAGAUUAUGAGAUUACAGUCUUCACUAUUAAUACUGAUUUAUUUUAAUUACAUGUUAAAUAUUGCUUGCAUCUUGGAUUUAGAAGUGCCUUGUGCCUUUAGGCAGGGCUUGCACGUCUUUAGUAAAUACUUUGUUGAGAAAUUGUAGAUGUGAUUUAAGCUUGGAAGGGGGAUGCCUCAACCUACUUGUUUUCUUAGAAUUAUCAAUGCAACCGUUAAUCCUGUGAAGAUACCUUUCUACUUGAAAUAAAGGAAUUUGCAAAGAUUA
Molecule: messenger RNA, 2251 nt
Organism: Apus apus (common swift)
Lineage: Eukaryota; Metazoa; Chordata; Aves; Apodiformes; Apodidae
Gene: CCDC57
Product: coiled-coil domain containing 57
Exons: 11
Coding region: 171-1631 (486 amino acids)
Source: RefSeq, a predicted model, not a curated record